AUGGCCCCCUGUACCGCCUCCCCAUGCUGCUGCCAGGCCCGUAAUCUGCCAUGGGCCCCCGUACCGACUCCUCAUGCUGCUGCCAGGCCCGUAAUCUGCCAUGGGCCCCUGUACCACCUCCUCAUGCUGCUGCCAGGUCCAGAGUGUGUCAUGGGUCCCUGUACGGCCUCCCAUUGCUGCUGUCUCCAUCGCCACACUCUGCCAUGUGCCACUUUCAGGUCUCCUCACACUGCUGGUGGUUUUCCAUUUUUGUCAUAGGGUGCUGUAUGGCCUCCCAUUGCUGCUGCCUCCACCGCCACACUGUGGCUCCACACUCUGGUUUUGGCCCCGUGACUGCCCAAAUGAGUGAAGUGUGCGGUGAUUCUAAGAUCGACGGCACUCAUCUGCAUGUCAUACUGCCUGACAGUAUUAUUUCUCUUCCCCAGCAGACUCCAAGGGCAUUUAAAUUAAAGGUACAGUGUUCAGCACUAAUAUUA
Messenger RNA from Staurois parvus, 476 nucleotides. The record is from the annotation of a GenBank genome assembly. Lineage: Eukaryota; Metazoa; Chordata; Amphibia; Anura; Ranidae.